Messenger RNA from Grammomys surdaster, 672 nucleotides. RefSeq names its product MKI67 FHA domain-interacting nucleolar phosphoprotein-like. NCBI's taxonomy places the organism in Eukaryota, Metazoa, Chordata, Mammalia, Rodentia, Muridae. The transcript is spliced from 4 exons. Gene Ontology annotation, biological process: maturation of LSU-rRNA from tricistronic rRNA transcript (SSU-rRNA, 5.8S rRNA, LSU-rRNA). Gene Ontology annotation, molecular function: RNA binding. Gene Ontology annotation, cellular component: nucleolus. The coding region runs from base 45 to 638 and encodes 197 amino acids. The record is from RefSeq and is a predicted model, not a curated record.
UUCCGGGAGCUCCGCGUGGACUGACUUGUUUGGGGUUCUCCACUAUGGCCGAGUUAGCAGGCCCUGCAAAGCCGAGUCUAGCUUUGAACCCGAAGAAAGACUCGCAGUUUGAGAAGACUCUGACGCAAAUCCAACGGCGCGCGAAAAAGCAAAAGAAGAAAGAUAAAGUUAACUCCGGAGUAGUUUAUCUGGGCCACCUACCUUCAACACUUUCUGAAGGCCAUAUCUAUGACUACUGUGCCCAGUUUGGCGAUAUUAGCAGAUUCAGAUUGUCCAGAAGCAAGCGGACGGGAAACAGCAAAGGCUAUGCCUUUGUGGAGUUUGAGUCUGAGGAUGUUGCCAAGAUAGUUGCAGAAACAAUGGAUAACUACCUUUUUGGUGAAAGACUUCUAUCAUGUAAAUUUAUCCCACGAGAAAAAGUCCAUAAAGACCUUUUUUAUAGCAAGUGGAAUGCUCCGUUUCAUCCACCAUCAUUUCCAGCAGUGAAACGCUAUAAUCAGAAACGAGGACAUUUGCAGAUGUUGAAGAUGGAGUAUCGGUUUAAGAAGAAGGAAAAAUUACUCCGGAAGAAACUAGCUGAGAAGGGGAUUAAUUAUAGUUUUCCUUCACUGGUAAAUAUCCUUUUCCGGUUUUCUUGAUGAUUUCUCUUAGGGGUGGGCUUCCUGCCUCACU